AUCCUUCCAUGAAAAAGUCAUCACUAUUCAGCAUCCCUAGAGAGACGGUCUAUGUGUGUCGGUCUGUGCGUGCAAGUGUCCUCCUGCUGCUGCGAGUCUGGUGUUACUCUGCCGGAAAACCUUCAGAGUUUUAGCUUUCAGCGGGGACAUCAAUCAAAGAUCCCAUUUUUCGACCUGGGGGGGGAGGGGCUCUUCAAAUUGAGAGAGAAAUGUAUGCAGACACUGGGCUAAUGUUCCCUUGCUUCCAGAAUCUGUACCAAGAAGCUCAACAGUUCGACGACUUCUGCAAACCCCAGAAGCCCAAUGCUUCUUUGAGCAAACUUUUUCAGUCCUCCACCAUAAUGGAGUACGACUUAGGUGGAGAAGGAGAUCUGUUCAAAGCUCCAGAACCCAUAAUCGAAGAACCGAUCAUCGGACUCGAUCCAAUGGCUGCGGCCAUUUCGAUGAUAUCUUGCGGGGAAGAUUCCAUCUUGGCCCAAGAUCUUAAGGUUGCAGAUAUUGCCUCACUUCAGAAUGAGCCUCUCUUCAGCGAAGUCUUCUAUGACUGUCGUAAAGACCUGCUGGAAAAGGCAGCGACAGAGGCAACUUUCUCUGAGGCCUUGCAGAUUAAGAUUCCACCACUGAAGAUUGAUGAAAAUCAGUCCGUGGUAAAUGAACUUACUCUCGAUUUACCUUUUCAAAAGAGCGUCAGCUCAGGAUGUCUGAGCUCGAUUCAGGGAGCUGCUCUGAAACCGAACUUUCUUGGCUUUUCUGGGCUGGAUUUUGGAGCUGUUUAUGGGAUGCGGAGGGCAUUCAGUGAAGGAGACAUCAAGACUCUUAGUAACGGUAAUAAUGGUAAUGGUAAUGGUAAUGGUGAUACUAGCCUAAUCCAUUCUCCUCUUGAGCGGCCGAUACUCAUCAGCAACUGCACCUCAGAAGAGCGUAAGGAGAAGCUCUCAAGAUACAGAAACAAGAAGACAAAGAGGAACUUCGGGAGGAAGAUCAAGUAUGCUUGCAGGAAGGCCCUAGCUGACAGUCAGCCUAGGAUCCGAGGAAGAUUUGCAAAGACCGAGGAGUCCGACAUCUCCAAGAAGCAAUAACUGUUUGACCUACUCCUGCUAAAAUAACAAGGAAGCUGUAGGGGAUGAAGUUAGCUUUAUAGGUUAUGAUGAAUUUACCGAAGAAACGAUGGUGCUGACGAUGAGUAGUAAGGCGGCAUGAGCGCUAGAACACUUUGGUAGUGUUCUUCACUUGAGAAACCAAAACCUGUAAGGCUAGUACUAUAGUAACUUUCUCGUAAGACCCGGUAAGUAUCCAAAUGGUGUAUAUAUGGGGGGUUGGGUUUGUUUAAUAAAGAAGAGCCUGCGGUGGAAUGGUAAGUGUGAUGUACCCUACCCUCUUUCAUGUUUAAAUAUGCUUAGUUAAAUUAAUAAAAGGUGAAAGUCGGCUGUGAUUUUGUGGA
This is a messenger RNA of Punica granatum (pomegranate), 1441 nucleotides long. NCBI's taxonomy places the organism in Eukaryota, Viridiplantae, Streptophyta, Magnoliopsida, Myrtales, Lythraceae. The record is from RefSeq and is a predicted model, not a curated record.